Messenger RNA from Parasteatoda tepidariorum (common house spider), 1506 nucleotides. The record is from RefSeq and is a predicted model, not a curated record. NCBI's taxonomy places the organism in Eukaryota, Metazoa, Arthropoda, Arachnida, Araneae, Theridiidae.
CUUUAUGCACUCUGAAGUGAAAAUAUAUUUUCAUUUUUCUCUUUUAUUGAACUAUAAGAUAUAGCCCUAAAAUUUGCCAAUUUUACAUGUGAGUGUUACAAUUAACGUGUUCUGCACAACAGAAUUUCUUUUUACACAUUCGUAAUAAUCAGGGUUGAAAAAUUUUACUCUGAAUUGUGUAACUUUCUUUAGAAUUACUUAAAGAACUCUUCCAUGGCUGAGGAAGAAGUUGAGGAAAAGAAACAUAAGAAAUCAGUUAGACAGUAUGCCCGAAAAGUGUUGGGAGAAUCAUCUGUGAGUGCUGUUUCAGAGAUUAUUUCAACGAACAGCCUGCCUAGAAAGGCAUUCAAACUUAUAAUCUUUUUAGUUUUUACCAGCGCUUUUCUAUAUCAGGUCAUAAAAUUUCUUACAUAUCUUUAUGAAUAUCCAACAGUAGUAAAUAUUGACUUAAGUAACCCCGAUGAAUAUAUGGCUCCAGCUUUUACGAUGUGUAACAGCCAAAUAGUUAGAAGAAGUAAAUAUUGUGCUAAGUAUCCUAAUAGAUGCAUUCCAACAGAUAAAGAAUUUUGUGAAGAAUAUAGCCAGUAUUGCAGGACUUCGGAUGUUAGAGUAAAAAAAGAAUUUUACUGGCAGGCCACUGAUCAUAAUGAUGUACUUCAGAUGGGAUAUAGUCUAGAAGAUAUUCUACAAGAUACCAUCGCUUCUGAUGAAUACAAAAAACUUUCAUUUUCGAAUACAUCGUUAUUGAGAGUGCGACAUUUCAAUGAUACUGAUUUGGAUGUUUAUUCUCUGUGUCAAGCAUUUAACUCCAUUGUUCAAAGCCCAAAAAAUCCCAUACUUGUCAAAAAGUCCGAAUUUUAUGACAGGGAAGUACGAGGAAAAGUUCUGAGUUUUAUUCUUGACCCACAUGAAGAAGAUGCAUUUGAUCCAGAUAUUUUGCCAGGGAUAUACUUCACCGUUCACUCACCAUAUGAUGCUGUCAAUCCUUUUCAAAUAGGUCACUACAUGCUACCUGGAAGGAAAUACAAAAUCACCAUACGUUUGAAAGAAGAACAGCUGCUUCCAUAUCCUUACAAAACAGAUUGCAAUGACUACAUUGGAAUGUGGAAUAAAAAUAAUAGAGCUGGACCACGAUCGAAGGCGAUGUGCAAGCAGAAGUGUAUCAUGGACUUCAUGUCUAACUGUAUCAACUGCACCGCACUUGUAUUAAGCUAUCCAUCAGAUAAAGAAAAAAUUUGUUCAAAAAAAGAUAAUGCCAUAGACCCGGAUUAUUUAACGAAAGAGUGUAUGGACCAAUUGAAUAGUGUUGAUAGUUGUAUGGAGGCUUGCAAAGAGGAAUGCUUGAGGAAGAUGUUUUUGGCUAACGUGCGUGAAAUUCACUUGCCGAAAAAUAUGGAACUAAAUAGCAACUCCAAGCGAAACCCCCGUCCAAUUUAUGUUGACGUAGAUGUAGAUGACGACGAAAUUCUACGUUAUGUAUUUAGUCCCAAAUAUCAGGAAACAUAA